Molecule: messenger RNA, 706 nt
Organism: Peromyscus maniculatus bairdii (prairie deer mouse)
Lineage: Eukaryota; Metazoa; Chordata; Mammalia; Rodentia; Cricetidae
Source: RefSeq, a predicted model, not a curated record
AUGAUGAAAACUUACUAUGAUGAAAACACAGUGAAUAAAAAGAACUCGUUAAAUGAUCAUAUAAGUCUAAAAUACAAAAUUUACAAUGUUUUUCAGGGCAGCUUCCAAAACGGUUUAGGGGUGAAGAAGGCAGAGAAAGAGCUGGCUGGACCCUGGGACUCUCCUACGCUGGGCGGGGACGGCCCUGGGAAGUGGGAGGGGAAGGGGCGGACCGCCAGGACAGUAGGGCGGGGCCACAACCCAGGGGGCGGAGUUAAAGGGGUCCUGGGGGCGGGGCCAUAUACCGGGGGCAAGGCUAAGGUCUUCAGCCCUACGGCGUACGAGCGCCUGGCACUGCUGCUCGGCGGCCUCGCGCUGCUGGGCGUCGGCGGCAACCUGCUGGUGCUGUUGCUCUACUCCAAGUUCCCGUGGCUGCGCACGCCCACCCACCUCUUCCUGGUCAACCUCAGCCUGGGCGACCUGCUGGUGUCCCUGUUCGGAGUCACCUUCACCUUCGCGUCGUGCCUGCGGAACGGCUGGGUGUGGGACGCUGUGGGCUGCGCGUGGGACGGGUUUAGCGGCAGCCUCUUCGAGAAGAGUUCCAGUCUCAAAUGCUUAUGUGAUGCAUGAUAACAUUUACCACUAAGGUGAAAUGCAGAAAUGAAAGGACUCAUCCGUUUGAGUAUUCUCAGAUAUGAUUACAUGCACUUUAUCAUGUUUUCCAUGC